This is a messenger RNA of Gavialis gangeticus (Gharial), 4008 nucleotides long. RefSeq names its product golgi associated, gamma adaptin ear containing, ARF binding protein 1 (gene GGA1). The record is from RefSeq and is a predicted model, not a curated record. Gene Ontology annotation, biological process: intracellular protein transport; vesicle-mediated transport. Bases 120 to 2129 code for a protein of 669 amino acids. Gene Ontology annotation, cellular component: trans-Golgi network. NCBI's taxonomy places the organism in Eukaryota, Metazoa, Chordata, Crocodylia, Gavialidae. Gene Ontology annotation, molecular function: phosphatidylinositol binding; ubiquitin binding; small GTPase binding. The transcript has 17 exons.
CGGCGCUCUAUGGUGUUCAGGGCGGCGCUCUAGGCGGCGGCGGCCGCGGUUUAUGGCCCCGCGCCGCCGGACCAGCCGGACGGGGGGGACGUUGCCCUGCUGAGCCGAGCGGGGCGGCCAUGGAGCCCGAGGCGCUGGAGGCGCGGAUCAACCGGGCCACCAACCCGCUGAACAAGAGCCUGGACUGGGACGGCAUCGACGCCUUCUGCCAGCAGCUCAACAAGGAGCCAGAGGGCCCCCCACUUGCUACCCGGCUUCUAGCUCACAAGAUCCAAUCCCCGCAGGAGUGGGAAGCCAUCCAGGCCCUAACGGUGCUGGAGACCUGCAUGAAGAACUGUGGCAAGCGCUUCCAUGAUGAGGUGGGCAAGUUCCGCUUCCUCAAUGAGCUCAUCAAGGUGGUGUCCCCCAAGUACCUUGGCAGCCGAACUUCAGAAAAGGUAAAGUCAAAGAUCCUGGAGCUGAUGUAUAGCUGGACGCUGGGGUUGCCUCUCGAGGUGAAGAUUACAGAGGCCUACCAGAUGCUGAAAAAACAAGGCAUUGUGAAAUGUGACCCAAAGCUGCCAGAUGAUGCUCCCUUCCCACCACCUCCUCCCCGGCCCAAAAACAUCAUCUUUGAUGAUGAGGAGAAGUCCAAGAUGCUGGCUCGCCUGCUGAAAAGCUCCCACCCUGAGGACCUCCGAGCUGCCAACAAGCUCAUCAAGGAGAUGGUCCAGGAGGACCAGAAGCGAAUGGAGAAGAUCUCUAAGAGGGUGAAUGCUAUUGAGGAAGUGAACAACAACGUGAAAUUGCUGACUGAGAUGGUGACCAGCUACACCAAGGGGGAGACAACAGAAAGCAAUGAGGACCUCAUGAAGGAGCUGUAUCAGCGUUGCGAGCGAAUGAGGCCCAUGCUCUUCCGGCUUGCCAGCGACACAGAGGACAAUGACGAGGCACUGGCGGAAAUCCUGCAAGCCAAUGACAACUUGACGCAGGUGAUUAACCUGUACAAGCAGCUUGUUAAAGGAGAGGAGAUCAAUGGAGAGACUGUGGCUGGCCCCCUCCAAGGGAGCACCUCUGCACUCCUGGACCUGUCUGGGCUGGACAUGGUGGUGACGGGCCCCUCCUACCCAGCCUUACCCACCCUCUCAGGUGGCACUGGAGUCCCUGUGCCUGACCAAGCCAGCUCCAUCUCCCUGCUGGAUGAUGAGCUCAUGUCUUUAGGGCUGAAUGACCCACCACCCCCCUCUGCACAGGGCAUGGGCAGCAGUGGCUGGAACAGUUUUCAGUCAUCAGACAGCAGUGAGCUUGGCAUCCCCUCCAACACGGCUGCUUCAGCAACCCGAGCAGAUGUGGGAGAUCCUGCACGAAAGUCUUCUUCUGCCACCAGUGGUCUGGAUGACCUGGACCUGCUGGGGAAAACUCUGUUACAACAGUCACUGCCUCCAGAGUCUCAGCAAGUCCGGUGGGAGAAGCAGCCACCCCCACGACUCACCUUGCGGGAUCUCCAGAACAAGAGCAGCUCUGGUGCCUCAGUAAAGAUCACGGGCACUCCAGCCCUGCUCGGCAACAUCUCCCUGAGCCCUGCCACCACCCAGCCCUCUCCCUUGGAGCAGCCUCCCUCCACCUCGCUCCCAACAACCGCUGUCAUGCCAACUGGAGCUGUCCCUGCUGCUGCCCUGGUGGGGCCCCCUGCUGCUAUGUCACCCCAGGAGAUCUCGCUGGCUAAUAUCACGGUGCCUCUGGAGUCGAUCAAGCCAAGCAGCAUCCUCCCUGUCACGGUCUAUGACCAGCAUGGCUUCCGUGUCCUCUUCCACUUCGCCCGUGACUCCCUGCCUGAGCGGCCCGACGUGCUGGUGGUGGUGAUCUCCAUGCUCAGCACAGCCCCGCUCCCUAUCUGCAACAUUGUCUUUCAGUCAGCUGUCCCCAAGGUGAUGAAAGUCAAGCUGCAGCCUCCCUCAGGGACAGAGCUCCCAGCAUUUAACCCCAUCGUCCACCCAACUGCCAUCACCCAAGUCCUGCUGCUUGCGAACCCACAGAAGGAGAAAGUGAGGCUACGAUACAAGUUGACCUUCACCAUGGGGGAGCAGACUUACAACGAGAUGGGGGAUGUGGACCAGUUCCCCCCUCCAGAGUCCUGGGGGAACCUCUAGGUCCUACAGCCUGUGGGCUGCUUCUGAAUCCUGGUGGCUCUUUGGUGCCCUGCUCCAGUUCCCCUCAGGAUGGCAGGGGCCUCAUCUGGGGCUGGUAUUCAGCUGAUGCUGCUGCUCUCCUGCUCUGGCACUGGAUUGUGAAGGGCUGGGGCCGGAGAGCACGUGAAGGAUGGUGGGAGGGCUUGGAGCCAAAGGGAGGCAAGGCAAAGCUGCUCUGGCUCUACAGCCUGUUCCUGUCCUAACCCCACUUCCCUUUCUGCAAGAGUGGAGCUGGGAUCAGCACAGGGUAGCGCAGCAAGCCCCAGCCUGACCACAGAGCCAAGGACCUACUCUUUUCCUGGUGUGGGUGCAUGGGGUGUUUUGCAUUGCUCCCUCCCCUGAGCUGCUUCCUGCUCCCUGGUUGACAGCAAACUAACUCACCUGGUCCACAGCUUAGGGAGCUCCCUCCUGCAGCUGUGCCCUAAUCUUCUAUUCUGGUUCCUGUCAUGAUUCUAUGCCUGUGACACGCUGAGAAGCGGGCACAGACCAAGACUGAACAGGGCCUGGGUGAAGCUGAGGAUACUGACCUGCUUUGCUGGAAAGUAGACAUCCAUUCCUGGGGCAGCGGAGGUCUGCUGGGUUUCUUUGCUCUGACUUCAUGGCCAGAGCUGUUUGGGGGUGUGUAGUGAAGAGCCAGAGGACCAGUGUGGUGGUUUAGUGCUUCAGCUUAGUGACCUGUAGGCUGGGACCUGGAUCCUGGCACUGAAUUGAGGAAGGGGCUGUCCUGCUGCCACAAGAAGUGAGGAUCCAUAGCAAGCCCUGUGUCUAUGGGCCAAGAUGCCUUCUGUGAGAAGGCCUGGCUGGGGCCUGCCAGGCACAGAGGUAGGUAAGGGACAUGUGGCCUUCUGUAACCCUUGGAGGAGGAUUUUGCUGCUCCAGCCUUCCCUCCCCACCCCUUGCAGGAACCUGAUAUGCAAAGGAGUUCACGCACUUAGCCCACUAACUGAACUUCUGUUUGGGGUUUUCUUGGUUCUUUCACUUCAUUGUCCCCACCCAGGUGAACCAAAAGGCCAGUAGAUGAGACCGUCUGUCACUGAGGUCACCACCAGGAGGAGCACCUGGGCAAUGAGAAGGGGGAUCCUGCUUCCCUGCAAUCCCUAUUUUUAUUGUACUGGGGUUAGCGGGUGGGCAUUUCUCUAUGCUGGUCUCUACAGAACUGGCCUGGGGUUGCUUACUGAUAAGGGGCCCUAGCUCCUCCAGGGCUUCCUUGGGGGAGACGGCACUGUUCCUGGUAGAGAUUCCAGCUGUAUGAGAGCAGGCUUUUCUCCCAGCUUUGGGGACUCCAGCAGCUCAAUCACUGUGACACAACUGGUAUCUGCUGGAACAUAAUGCUGGUACAAUAAGGGUAGCAACAGCCCAACUGCAAAGCUGUACCCUUCACUAUCACUACGUUGCUGACCAGCUUGCAGGCUAUAGUGAUGCCUCUACCCCUGCCCAGGAACCUCCUGGGCUCUGAACUCUAGGAUGGCUGCAUCUGAGCACAGUGGUUUGAAUCAUGAGAAAACCCUCUCCCUAGAAAGGGCUUGGAGAAAGAGAGCAUGGAUGGAGGCCUUGCCUGGAUGCUACAGAGACCAGCUGGUGCCAUUGUACUGUGCCCUGGGGGAAGCCUCUGAACCCCAUGAUUGGAGGGAAGGUCCCUGAACUGGGCCUCUGCUGUGUCUUAUUUUUCUUUUUUGGUCUCUUUCAGGGUUUUGUAUGGAUUUUCUUUGCAGAUCUUGCUUGGUUCUAGAACUGACUUGUAUAUAUUUUCAGUGCAAAUUCUAUAAAUGGAAAAGGAUUUAAAGAAAACCGCCCGGCGCGAAAUCUGUAUUUAUGGGAAAUAAAGAGUUCUUUCCUCAUG